AUGAGCGAUCGAGUGCGACGACGUCGCAGUCGUGAAUUACGAGCUCCACGAAACGAUGGGGGACUGUCACCGGCGUCACGACUUCGGAUAGCUGCAGACGUCCAUCGCCAUUCGACCAGUGACGAUGAUUCCGGUUGUGUCCUUGAAGAGUACGCAUGGGUCCCCAGCGGGCUUAAACCGAAUAUGGUACACAUGUUCUUCGCCACUCUCCCCGAAGAGAAGGUGCCUUACGUAAACAGCGCCGGCGAAAAAUGGCGAAUUCGACAACUGCGCCAUCAGCUACCGCCACAGGACUCCGAUCCCCGAUACUGUUCCCGGCUCACUGCGGAAGAAGAAGAUGAACUG
Cooperia oncophora is the source of this 345-nucleotide messenger RNA. The record is from the annotation of a GenBank genome assembly. NCBI's taxonomy places the organism in Eukaryota, Metazoa, Nematoda, Chromadorea, Rhabditida, Trichostrongylidae.